Messenger RNA from Cynara cardunculus var. scolymus (artichoke), 1626 nucleotides. Its product is annotated as mitochondrial carrier protein MTM1-like. Gene Ontology annotation, biological process: mitochondrial transmembrane transport. The coding region runs from base 87 to 1340 and encodes 417 amino acids. The transcript is spliced from 10 exons. NCBI's taxonomy places the organism in Eukaryota, Viridiplantae, Streptophyta, Magnoliopsida, Asterales, Asteraceae. The record is from RefSeq and is a predicted model, not a curated record.
AACACCCGUUCUUGAUUGAUUCCUUUAAUAAAGCUGCGAUCAAAAGGAUUAAGUUCCUAUUGGUCAAAGUUUUGAAUUGAAGGGAGAUGGUAAAGAACAACGAUUUGAAUCAGUAUGACCGCAGUAAUCUUUUUACGAAUUCCGAUCAAUCUUCAGGGGAUGCAACACAUGAAUAUGAACUAGAGUUGAUUUCUGAUUCGUCAACCAUGAUUGAACCGGUUAAACAUCCGCCGCAACAACCCUUGCCCACCAAGUCACAGGACAAAUUAGGGUUGCCGGAGAGAGCUUUAUCCGCCGCGGGCGCCGCCUUUCUCUCCGCCAUUAUUGUAAAUCCUCUUGAUGUUGCCAAGACAAGGCUGCAAGCACAGGCUGCUGGUGUCGCUUAUUCGCAUCCAAUGACUAAUCUUACCAGCCGAAUGGCAGUUUUUGGACCCAAUAUGAUGUUUGCGGAUCUAAGAUGUUCUCCAUCAUGCACCCGUGCUGGAAUACAUGGUACAGUGUCUAUCUGUCCGCCAGAUUGUUUCGAGUACAAAGGAACACUGGAUGUUUUCGGAAAAAUUAUUCGCCAGGAGGGAGUAGCAAGGUUAUGGAGAGGCACCAAUGCUGGUCUUGCACUGGCUAUACCAACUGUGGGAAUCUAUCUCCCUUGCUACGACAUCUUUCGUAAUUGGUUUGAAGAGUUUGCAGCUCAGAAUGCUCCAAGCAUGACCCCAUAUGCCCCUUUACUGGCUGGAUCAUUGUCACGCUCGUUGGCUUGCACUACCUGCUAUCCUAUAGAACUUGCUAGAACCCGCAUGCAGGCAUUCAAAGACUUUCACAGUGGUAAGAAAGCUCCUGGGGUGUGGAAGACGUUGCUCGAUGUGUUAUCCAAUGUCCAGAGAUCAGAGAAUACGAGGAAGAACGUGCAAAAUUAUCGAGCUCUUUGGACAGGUCUUGGGGCACAGCUUGCUCGUGAUGUACCCUUUUCUGCCAUAUGUUGGUCUACACUUGAGCCAGUUAGAAGAAGUCUUCUGAAUUUGGUAGGCGAGGAAGCCAAUGCUGCAAGUGUGCUUGGAGCAAAUUUCUCCGCCGGUUUUGUUGCAGGUAGCCUUGCUGCUGCCGCCACUUGUCCUUUAGAUGUUGCUAAAACCCGAAGACAAAUAGAGAGGGAUCCUGCUAGAGCAUUAAGGAUGACAACAAGGCAGACUCUAAUGGAGGUUUGGAGGGAUGGGGGAAUUAGGGGGCUAUUUACAGGGGCGGGGCCUCGUGUGGGGCGUGCAGGGCCUUCAGUUGGAAUCGUGGUAUCGUUUUAUGAAGUUGUGAAGUAUGCUUUACAUCAUCAACGUGCAACUUCUUCAUGACUAAGCUAAGCUACGCUGACUUACAACUGUUCAUUCCAUUAGACUUGAUAUCUGGUUCGGUGAUGGUGGUGGAGGAGGAGAAUAAUUAUACAUGAUGUGGCAUGCAGAUGAGCAGUUUUGGUAGUCGGUAGAUUUAGAUGCUCUUCUCAUUGCCUCAUGAUAGCAAAACUAAUUCCUUUCUUUUUGUUCUUUUCGAUUUCCUUUUUCUUCUCCACGAACAAAGUCGAACUGUUUUAGCUGGUUUUGAACAGUUUUGGAGAUAUAUAAACACCAAUUGUUAUGCCAA